Messenger RNA from Diabrotica virgifera virgifera (western corn rootworm), 8425 nucleotides. Its product is annotated as torsin-1A-like. The transcript has 5 exons. Lineage: Eukaryota; Metazoa; Arthropoda; Insecta; Coleoptera; Chrysomelidae. Gene Ontology annotation, biological process: cellular response to misfolded protein. Bases 183 to 1163 code for a protein of 326 amino acids. The record is from RefSeq and is a predicted model, not a curated record. Gene Ontology annotation, molecular function: ATP hydrolysis activity; ATP binding.
UGAGCGGGAAGGACACGUUGUUUUGUUUUGAAGUGGAUGUCGGAAGUGAUUUUGAUUGUAAAUUGUGUAGGUUGAAAACAUGUUGAAAAACUAACCUAUUAGGUUUUGAUCUGACUUUUUAAGCAUAAUAUAACUAAUUUAAGCAUAUAACUUAUACUUUUAUAGUCUUUUAUUAAUUUAUUAUGGCGGUAACCAAAGUAACUUAUUUAUUUCUUAUAUUCACAUUGUGUAUCCAACUAGUACAUCCAAUAAUAUGGAAUCCCCUUUGUUGGUUUGGAGAGUGUUGUAAUAAAAAUGACAUAAUAGAUGAUAUACAGAGAUUAAGGGCCACAAUGAAAAGAAAAGUAUAUGGACAACAUUUAGCUGAAUCUGCUGUAGAUGCUAUUCAAAGUCACUUAUAUUUUAAACCAGAUAAACCUUUAACCAUAAGUUUUCAUGGUUGGGCUGGAAGUGGGAAGAAUUAUGUGUCUUCAUUCAUUGCAGAAAAUUUAUACAAACAUGGUGUUAAAAGCAAAUUUGUUCAAACUUUCAUUGGAAGACUACACUUUCCAGAAGCUUCAAAAGUAUAUGGAUAUAAAAGGGAUUUAUACAAUUGGAUUAAAGGAAAUGUGUCUUCUUGUAGUAGACAGCUAUUUAUUUUUGAUGAGGUCGAUAAGAUGCCCACAGAUCUUCUAAAUGCUAUCAAGCCAAUACUAGAUCAUAAAGGACUUGUUGAAGGAGUAGAUUACACUCGAGCAAUAUUCAUAUUCUUAUCAAAUACAGGUUCCAAUAUAAUAAAUCAACACUAUUUAGACUUGUGGAACUCAGGUAGACAACGAGAAAACAUGAAACUAUCAGACUUUGAGAGUUUAGUUAUGAAAGGAGCAUUUACUGAAAAAGGCGGCUUUCAAUUUUCAGAUGUCGUAAAAAGUAAUCUAAUCGACCAUUACAUACCAUUUUUACCUAUGCAAGAAGCGCAUGUUAAAGAAUGUAUCAAGGAUCAAUUUAGAGAACGAGGGAUCACAAAUCCCACUGAUGAUGAUAUAAAGGAAAUAAUGUCAUUCAUCGAAUGGGGACCAGAGGGUGUCAAUUUAUUUUCAAAGACUGGAUGUAAAAGAAUCAGCGCAAAAGUUGGCAAACUAGUGGUGCGGAAAUAUCCAGAGAAGUUGAGAUAUGAAUUAUAAGAAAAAAAUCGACACCUAUAUAGCCACAAUAACAAAAAUACUAAUUUCGAACGGAACACUCAUUGGUGCUAUUUAUAUAGUUUGUCAAAUGUUAAUCCAGACCCAGUGCAGAUUGACCUUAAUUCAUCGUGAACAAAAAAAAUAAUAAUUUAGUAAGGCGACACUUGAAAUGUUCAGCUUGUCGUUCUUUUUCUUAUGAUAAGUUAGUUAUCAUCAUAGGUAGCCGUACUUAAAUUGCAGCUGCUCUGAAGAGGUUAUUUGACUACGCAAUCGUACUAUUCUCGAAGGUUUCUCAGACAGGAAAUUCUCCUUUGUCUAACGUCUCUCUUACCUUUACUCUUUCUUAUAUGAUAAGUCUUAGCAUUUCACACUUUAGUAAUUAUAAUAGCAUAAAUUAAAAAAAAAAAAACAAAAUAAGUUAUCAAUCGAAGUAACACAGAAAACGAUAAUAAAUAUCGUUCCCAUACCACCAGAUUGAUAACAGGUGGAGUACUUUCUUUGUUUACACCUCCUGAGAUUUUCAAAAUUUAUAAAUCAUACAGGAUGCCGAGGAAACUAAGAUGAGAGAAUUUUAAAUAAUUCACAUCCCAUCUGCUCAGGGUGGUAGCCAACAAGAAAGAUUCCUUAGUACUCAACAAAAGAGUAAAUGAAUUAAAAAUUUAUAAACAUUUUCAAUUUCUUUGCAACACGAACAUGCAGCAGCUGCAUAAUACUAUGGUUAAAUCGGAGACUGCAGGAAGUGUAUACCGGUUUCGAAGGUUUUUUCCUUCUCAUCAGUAGUCCCAUAUCCAGUAGUCCCAUAUGGGAACGAUAUUUAUUGUCGUUUUCUGUGCUACUUCGAUUGACAACUUAUUUUAUUUUUCGGUAGAUGGCUCUAGUUCAUCCGCGGCAUUUCGUUCUUUGCAAUUCGGAAAGGCCCAAAGUAUUGUACCUGAGGAAAUCGGAGAGAAAAGAGGAUAUAGGACUACUGAUGAGAAGGAAAAAACCUUCGAAACCGGUAUAGACUCUUCCUGCACUCUCCGAUUUAACCAGAGUAUUAUUAUGCAGCUGCUGCAUUUUCGUGUUGCAAAGAAAUUGAAAAUGUUUAAACAUAAAAAAAAAACAAUUCUAAACAUGGUCCAUGUAUUCCAGUUUUCUAGCACUUUGGUAUCAGCAACUCUUGGAAUCCACGGUAUUUUCAUUUCUUUUGUGUUCCGUAGAAGUCGUAUUCCAUCUGUUUUAAGAAGCUCUGUCAAUAUUCCCUUUUUACUUGUCUGACUAAAGUAUUCGUUUUAUUUGUUGUGUUGUGUGUUGUAAAAUUAUGUGAAAACCAAGCUAGUAGUUGGGAAAAUGCCCAACAUAUAAGAGAAUACGAACUAGAUAUCUUAGGACAUCAGGAAAAAUAGAAAAGAAAAACUUCACUCCGGAGAAAAUAAGCAGGAACAAUGUAACUGCAUUUAUGAUUAGUAAAAAACUAAGAAAUUUGGUCAUGGUAACUCAUGGAGUUCAGAGCAAGUAAUGGAAGAAUUUCAUACAUCAAAAUCAAGAACAAUUGAAGCUGGCAAUGGGAUACAUCAAAAUCACCAACAAUUGAAGCUGGCAAUGGGAUAAGACAGGGAGACUCCAUUGCGUCCUCUAUUGUUCAACCUGAUCAUGGAUGAAAUAAUAAAAAAAAAGAUACCAAAUGGGAGAAAAACAACUUAAAAUAAUCUGCUAUACAGACGACACAAUACUAAUCUCUCAAAGUGAAGAUAAUUUACAACGUAUGCUGCACAAUUUAACCCUUAACUAGUAGUCCAGGGCGCAUAUGUUUUGAGAUAGACGUUGCAGAAAUUGCUUGGAAUUAACUCAUAUAAUAAUGAUUGAGUUAUCCUCCCACUCAAAAAGGUAAAAAAAUUGUUUAAAUAAUCAAAAUGUCAAAAAAUCAAGGAAAAAUUAGAUUUUUUUCUUCGUUUUUUGAUUAUAACUUUAAAAGUAUUCACUUCCGAGAAAAGUUGCACUGAGAUCAAAGUUGCGUAAUUAAAUUUCCUACAAUAUAGGAUUUUUUCAAAAUUUUAAAAAUUGUCACCCUUGUAAAAUAGCAAUAGUUGCGAAAAAACAUAAAAAAAAAACAAGUACAUAUUUAAGGGAAAAUGAAAAUGUAGUAUGUCAAAGUGUGUAAAUAAUUUUAUUUCCUUAGCUGAGCGCUUUCGACAUAAACGUCAUCAUCGGAGCUAAUGCUAAAAUAAAAAAAGAGAUCUUGUAAGAACAAGAAGUACAAAACUCUUUUUUUACUUACGUCAAAUACUAAAAAAGUACCGCUACAUAGAGGUGUAAAAAGUGACGUUUAUGUCGAAAGCGCUCAGCUAAGGAAAUAAAAUUAUUUACACACUUUGACAUACUACAUUUUCAUUUUCCCUUAUUCAUUCAAGUGUGUACAAACUUAUCAGUCUUUCAACUAAGUACAUAUUUGCAUUUUACGUUUUUCGACCAUUUAUGCUAUAGUUAGGACCUUCAUAUUAUUUUACCCAGAAAAACUUUAUGAUAUAAUAAAAUAAAACUGUAAAUUUCAUUAAUAUCGGUUCAAUAGAUUUUGCAAUCCAGCUUUCGCAAAAAAAAAUUAAUUUUUUCAAAAUGUUGCAGGACUGAAAAUAAAAUAGAUAGCAAGCUGAAUUUUUUUUACAUAUAGAAUAAUACUGUACCUUUCAUCUGCAAUUUGCAAAAUUAAAAUCGGUUGACUACCGAGGCGUCAGGAUUUUUUUUAAAUAAACAUUAAUUUCUGGUGCUACGUGCAGGACAGCGGUGUUCGAUUCACACAACUUGAUUUCCACCAAAAUUUUUUCCAAUAUUUAUCUAAUAUAUUAUUUUCUUACUCUAUAUUUUGUUGUAUUUUAACAUUUUAAUUACACAAAAAUCAAACUAAUUUGAUUAUUGUUUGUGAAAUAUUGUUUAACCUUUAACUACACGCGCUGGCGUACUUUGUACGCCAGAUAUAAGAAUUCUACUGGAAAUAUAUUUAAAAAUUUAAUUUUUGACCUUGCUUAUUUUUCUAACCUAUCACUGGAAUGUGCUUUAUAAUUUGGUUUUAGUUUCGUUAUAAUCGACGUUCUGGAAAGAUCGUAAUUUACAUUUUAUUAUUUGUUGUUUCCGGUGGUGGACAAUAUACCCCAGGAUUAUAUUACUAUAAGUCGUAAUAUAAGUACAUAUUUUAAUUGUUUUUUAGUCAUUAUGGCAAAAAAUAUAUUUUUCUUUAUAAACAAUACUUUUUCUCCUGUAAAAAAUCACAUUUAAAAAAUUUUUUAUUAGUAAUUUUAUUUAUCAUGGGAUCCAGUUAUUCCACGAUUCCAGUUAUAAAUCCCAAUUGGCUUACUGAAAAGGAACUCCAAGUAUUCACUGAUGCCGAAUAAGGUUUAUAACAAACAACUAAGUGUAUUUUUUCAAAAAAAAAAUUAAACGAAUUCGCUGUUUUUAAGUGUAUUUUCUUGUGGCGUACAAAGUACGCCACGCGUGUAGUUAUGUUAUAACUUGAUGCGCGGGUAGUUAAAGGUUAAACAAUUGCAUAUGUUUAUAAAUAAUAAACUUUUAUUCUCUAAGAGCAAACAGUAGCGAUCAACAGGUAGCAACAAACGCGUUCCAAGAUUGCGGCUUUAAUUUUGAAUAUUUUGUCGAGAUAUUUGGUACACAUAUUCGUAAUAUAAUAAAGAAUGGCGGUACAGAGUACCCAAUUUCAGAAAUAUGUUAGUAUGUGGAAAUUACUCUAUAAAUAAAUAAUAUAUUGAAAAAAGGAGCCUGUACCGCCAUUAAGAAAGAAAAAAAUACACUUUCUCCAAAUAACCUUUUUUAUCCGGUGCCUAGAUUUUGUGUCACAUUGGAACUACUAAAAAUCGAUUUUUUUAUAACAAGAAAUCGAACGUCACUGACUUCGCAACAUUUCGCGCCUAUGUGUAUAAAAAUUAUUGUUUUUGAUAGUAUAAAUGUCACUGUCAGUGUCGAAUUACCGACGCACUGUUGCCUCACUUUUGAAAGUUCGCAGAACUUUCGCAAUCUUGGACUGCGUUUGUUGCUACCUGUUGAUCGCUACUAUGUGCUCUUAAAACAUAUGAACCAAGAAAGUGUUUGCUGAAAAAAGUGGUAUUUCAAAGGACAGACUAUGUGUUUUUAAUUUGCAAUAAACAAAUUUAUUUAUUUAUAUCGAAAUGUACUAAAAAUUAAAAUUUAUCAAUCAUUAUCAAAGGUCAUUGGAAUGCCCAAUCAGAAUGAACGUAUCCGUUGUCCUGCGCGUAGUACCAAAAAUUAAUGUUUAUUUAAAAAAAUCCUGACGCCGUGGUAGUUAACCGAUUUUAAUUUUGCAAAUUAAAAAAUGAGAGGUACGGUAUUCUUCUAUAUGUAAAUACAAUUCAACUUGCUGUCUACUUUAUUUUCAGUCCUGCAACAUUUUGAAAAAAUUAAUUUUUUUUUUGUGAAAAUUGGAUUGCAAAAUUUAUUUUGCAAAAUCUAUUAAACCGAUCUUAAUGAAAUUUACAGUAUUGUUUUAUUAUAUCAUAAAGUUUUUCUGGGUGAAAUAUGAAGGUCCUAAGUGUAGCAUAAAUGGUUGAAAAACGUAAAAUGCUAAUAAUUAUUUUUUUAUGGAUUUUUCCCAAUUAUUGCUAUUUUGCAACAAGGAUGACAACUUUUAAAACUUUUAGCUAAUCCUAUGUUGUAGGAUAUUUAAUUACGCAAUUUUUAUGUCGGUGCAAUUUUUCUCGGAAAUUAAUACUUUUAAAGUUAUAAUCAAAAAACGAAGAAAAUAAUUGAAUUUUUCUUUAAUUUUUUCACAUUUUGAUUAUUUAAACAAUGUUCCGGACCUUUUUGAGUGGGAGGAUAACUCAAAUAUGAGUUAUUCUCAAGCAAUUUCUGCAAAAAAUUUGAGCCACCUCUCAACGUCCAAAUGUACUAAUAUUUUUACAGAUGCGCCCUGGUCUAUAGUCAUUACGUGGUCAAAAAGACCGCACGUACUACAAAUCACUAAUAUUUCGGCAAAAAUUUACAUUUGGUAACCACAGUCUUCACUAGCUUACUUAUUGCAUACAUGGAGCCUCAGUACUAAAUGCUUACAUGCCCUAUCCAUCUAACCGUGCUACCUUAAUGAAUGUUACAACGUCAGGAUCCCCGAAAUUUCUAUACAGCUCAAAGUUGCAACGUCUGUGCAACAAACCUUGUUCUUUUAUACACAGAAGGACCAAGAGGUGCUUAAAAGUUUCGAGUAAAAAAUCCUAAGAAGAAUAUAUGGAGGAAGAUGUAAGUAAUGAAGUCAAAUUAGUCUUCUACGAGCAACUAGAAGAUGCUUUUAGAAUAACUAACAUUAUUUCCUGUUUAUAGCUGACAUUUUGUCAAGUUGGGUUGAACUUCGUGCUUCUUAGUUUUUAUUUCAUUCCAUUCGUCUGCCCAUGAACUGAUAGUCUAAGAGCUGGGAGCGGAUUUUGUGCGUGAUAAGUAAUAUGGUAAAACUAUACGGGGACAUAUUGAAUUAGUUGUGUACAUGACUUUCACCAACGGCCGGAAACCAGAGUUGGGGCCGAGGGUAGUUAUAAGGGGUCAAAGUCGCGGAUUUUAUAAUUUUUUUUAUGACGCUCAUGAUCGAGAUAGUGCACCAAAAUUUGGGAAAAAGUAGGUCAUGACGUAACUAAGUAAAAUCUCUAGGGGCGCAACGCUACGUGGCCGACAACGUGGUGGGGAUAGGGGUGAAUAUAAAAAAUAUAAGGGGUUUUUUGCGACGUUCGUGAUUGAGAUGGUGCACCAAAAUUUGGCUGUAAGUAGACCAUGACAUAAAUAAGUAAAAUCCCAAGAGCCAGAAACCAGAGUGGGGGAGGAAGGUAGUUAUAAGGAGUCAAAGUUCCGUUUUUUAUAAUUUUUUUUUUUGACGCUCAUGAUCGAGAGAGUGCACCAAAAUUUGGGAAUAAGUAGGUCAUGACGUAACUAAGUAAAAUCUCCAGGAGUGGAACGCUGUGUGGCCGACAAAGGGGUGGGGCAGGGGUGAAUAGAAAAAAAUGUAAGGGGUUUUUUUGCGACGUUCGUGAUUGAGAUAGUGCACCAAAAUUUGGGAAUAAGUAGACCAUGACAUAACUAAGUAAUAUCCCCAGAGGGGGAAACGAGAGUGGCGGACAAGGGUAGUUAUAAGGGGUAAAAGUCGCGGUUUGGAUUAUUUUUUUUUUGUGGCGCUCAUGAUGGAGAUAGUGCACCAAAAUUUGGGAGUAAGUAGGUCAUGAGGUAACUAAGUAAAAUCUCCAGGGGCGGAACGCUGCUUGGGGUACAAAGGGGUGGUAUGCAGGGGUGAGUUUAAAAAUAUAUUGGGGUUUUUUGCCGGUCGUGAUUGAGAUAGUACACCAAAAUUUGGGAAUAAGUAGAUCAUGACAUUACUAAGUAAAAUCUCCAGGGGCGGAACGCUGCGUGGGGGACAAAUGUUGUGCCGGGUCACAAAAAAAUAAUACACACUGCGACUUUGACCCCUUAAAACUACCCUCAUUCCCAACUCUGGUUUUCGGCUCUGGGGAUUUUACUAAGUCAUGGUCUACUUAUUCCCAAAUUUUGGUGCACUAUCUCAAUCUAGCAUGUCGCAAAAACCCCUUAUAUUUUUUAUAUUCACACCUACCCCUACCCCUUUAUCGGCCACGCAGCCUUCCACCCCUGGAGAUUGUACUUAGUUAGUUCAUGACCUAUUUAUUCCCAAAUUUUGGUGCACUAUCUCGAUCAUGAGCGUCACAAAAAAAAAUAAUAAAAACGGCGACAUUGACCCUUAUAACUACCCUCGCCCUCCACUCUGGUUUCCGCCUCUGGGGAUUUUGCUUAGUAAUGUCAUUGAUUAAUAAACACAUAGAUACCUCACCUUAAGGUAAAACCGAAUUCAGUGUUAAACUCCGCCCACUUACACCUCUUUGCCCCUCAUGUCUAAGUACUACCUGACUGGACGGUGGCGACAUUUAUUGAAAUUUUUGCCAAGAUUGAAAAAUAAAUUUGAGUUGCUUGGCUGGCGUAAUAGACAACGAUAUAAGGGUAGUAUUCAGCAUUUUCACAAAUAAUUUUAACGAGCUUGUAAUCUCUAUUUUGGAAUUCCUAUUUUACUUCAGAUAAAACGCUAAAUAUUGAUUAAUAAAAAUAGUGAAGCGGUUUCCUAAAAAUGAUUUAAUUAUUAAUACACUACAAAAAACCAACAAAAUAGAAAAUACACAAUAAAAUUAGCAGUGAUAAUUCACAUGUAAAUUAUUUUUUGCAAUUUGUAAAAGAAAUUAAUUUUCAGAACUAAUGCGAAAUAAAAUAUUUGAAGUUGA